AAACCUGAUAAAGCUGUGUAAAGUGUUGAACUUUGCAUCUGUUGUGUGCGGUGAAACUCAUUUUUCCUGACAUCGCCUGCACCAACAGUGGGAGGAUCUGAGCUUUACACGUUUAAAUUAGGAGAAUGAAUAUCCUUUAAAAAAAAUAAAUGUCAUGAGAAACGUAAGUGCAAUUUGGGCACAUUGCUGUUUGCUGUUUAGUCCUGGGCCUCAGUGUUGUUUUCUUUCCACUUCUCCUUUCCAAAACAGUCGACAAAUUAGGGCUGACAGUUAUUUUCAUGGAAAAACUGCAGUCUUCUAUGCAAUUUUCGCACUUUGCAAAUUCACGCACGCCUGGCGUGUGUUUGACACCUGUGAAUUAGAAGCCAGCGUCUGCGCCUGAAACCCUGCAUUCAUUAAUUAUUUAAUAUUUAAGUAAAUACCCUGCUAUUCAUGCUUGUAACGCUUGGAGCGGUACGUUACUGCGCAAUACUACUUUAACGGCGAGCUUAAAUGUGAAACUUUUAGUCUGAAUGUUGACGAGGACGCGUUAAGGACUUCACUUUGUAGGUUUUUUGUAAAAGAAGCACGUUUUUGGUUUUUCUUUUUUUUUUUUCCUGGUUGGUUUUGAAAGCUACAGGGGGCGUGCCGUGACCCCGAGGCGGUGGGUGAUGCUCUGCCAGGAAAGUAAACACACCAUUCCGCCAAGAUGGCCCCGCAGUCCGUGCUCCGAGCGGCGCUCCUGGUGUCGUUUUCAGUUUUCCUCACUGUUCUGCUGGGCUUCGGGCUGCCUGUCCUCCUGAACGCCGUCAUGAGGAUGUUGGGUUUGCCGGAGACGAGCGUGACUGAGUGCAUCGUGGUGCUCUAUGUCAUUUUUGUGCUGUACGUGGCGACGCCUCGAAUCCCAAGAGGACUGGUGGAGGUGAAAGGGAAAGCUGUGCUUAUUACAGGCAGUGACACUGGAUUUGGACAUGAACUUGCAAAGCAUCUGCACAAGCUUGGCUUCACUGUCUUUGCUGGAUGCCUUCUUAAGGAUAAAGGCGGAGAGGGAGCAAAGGAGCUUGAGGAGUUUCAUUCAGAUCGCAUGAAAGUAGUGCAGCUGGACGUCUGCAGCGAAGAGCAGGUCAACAAGGCUGUGGAGUACAUAAAGGACAACCUGGGGGACUCUGAAAGAGGUCUGUGGGCCGUGGUGAACAAUGCCGGCGUGUCAACCUUUGGAGAGGUAGAGUUUACCUCCAUGGACACCUACAAACAGGUGUCGGAGGUCAACCUCUGGGGAGCCAUCAGGGUCACAAAAGCUGUUCUGCCGCUAAUCCGCAGGGCGAAAGGCCGUGUGGUGAACCUGGCCAGCAUGUACGGGAGGAUGGGUAAUGUACUGCGGUCACCCUACUGCGUAUCUAAAUUUGCCUUGGAAGCUUUUUCCGACUGCCUCCGCUACGAGAUGAAGGCGUGGGGCGUGAAAGUGUCCAUAAUUGAACCGGGAAACUUCAUUGUGGCGACCGGCAUCCUUACCCGUGACAUUGUGGCCACCACGGCCAAUAAGCUGUGGAAUGAGGCGCCCUCAGACGUGAAGGAGGAUUAUGGGAAAACCCACUUCGAGCACCACAUGGCUCUGAUGCGCUCUUACUGCAACAGUGGGCAGAAGGAUGUGGUCUCGGUUCUGGAAGACAUCACCGAUGCCAUCAUGUCCAAGCGUCCCUACACGCGUUACAACCCCAUGGAGCCGCACUGGUGGAUCAGAAUGCAGGUCAUGACCCAUCUGCCCGGCGCCAUAUCCGACCUUCUCUACUUCUAAAGCUCUUUGCGUACUAGCUCCCUCUGUUAUAUAUCCGAUAGCAGCGCAUUCUACGUAGUUACGCAGAUCUACAGACUCUCUGCUAUGUUUUCCUCAGCACUUGAAAUCAUUCACUGAUUGCGCCUUAAAAUGUAAUGUUUUUUUUAAAACUGUAAGUAAAUUAUUGAACUGUUGCUUUUCCUGUUUCAGAUAAGCCACUUUAUCUAUACAGCUAUUUCCUCUGAUGAGUAGAAACUACUUAGUGUUAUCAGCGGGGCUAAGAUAGCGCUUGUUGCUGUAUAUACCACAUCACCUUUUUGUCUUUUUACUUCCCGACGCUGGUGACUUGUGGGGGAACUUCUGGAGCUCAAGAGAAGGCUCCUGCUGUUCUGUUGUGGCCGUCGCCGGAAACAAACCAAGGUCAGCUACUGUAAGACCGUGGUGAGAGUUUGGCCCGGCUCGCCCCAAAGUUACGCAACACCAGCACAAUCCCACUUUGUCUCGCAUGCUCCACAAAAUCCUGCGUGCCACUGUGACACCGAGGUCCGGUGAUGCGAUUAACGGCACAAAGCGCUUGUCCCCGCCGCAAGUCUUUGCCAGUGUUUUUGUACAUACGCGACACUACGAAUGAAUAGAGCAUUAUAUUUUAAAAAUAUUACACUAUCGUUUUAUCAAGAGUGACUUGAAAUAAAGUGACCGAAAUGUG
Molecule: messenger RNA, 2459 nt
Organism: Mugil cephalus (flathead mullet)
Lineage: Eukaryota; Metazoa; Chordata; Actinopteri; Mugiliformes; Mugilidae
Gene: bdh1
Product: 3-hydroxybutyrate dehydrogenase, type 1
Exons: 5
Coding region: 689-1774 (361 amino acids)
Molecular function (GO): oxidoreductase activity
Source: RefSeq, a predicted model, not a curated record